Messenger RNA from Xiphophorus maculatus (southern platyfish), 1415 nucleotides. RefSeq lists its product as uncharacterized. Lineage: Eukaryota; Metazoa; Chordata; Actinopteri; Cyprinodontiformes; Poeciliidae. The record is from RefSeq and is a predicted model, not a curated record. Bases 68 to 1309 code for a protein of 413 amino acids. The transcript is spliced from 15 exons.
GCACCGGCUGCACCGCUCUCUGGGUCUCUGUGCGUUCGGCAUGCUCAGCCUCCCGUAGAGUCGCAGGAUGUUCUCCUGGGUGGUGAAGGUCGUUCCUCAGCCUGCUGAAGCUCCGGCUGCUGCUGAGUCGGUGAAGAAGAAUGAAGCCAAGAAUGCUUCAGCAACGAGCCCUGAGGAAGCCUCAGAGGACGGCCAGAGCAACGGGGGAGUGAUGGGCUGGCUGUCCAACGGCUUCGUCAGCGCGCUGCCGCAGCCGCCGGGGUCACCUCUGCUCAAGGGGUCCAACGUAGACUGCAGGCCAGGAGAGGAUGGAGAUCGGACCGGCGUGAUGGGCUGGGUCGCUCAGGGUCUGACCAAGGUUCUGCCUCAGCCGGAUGAGAAGUACCGAGAAGCGGCUGAGACCCAGAACGCCGCCGAGGAGCACACCGAGGUGUUCGAGGCAGCGACAAUGCCAGAUUAUGACCCGCUUCCUCACAUCCCCGUGGUGGAGGUGGUGUCGGAGGAGGAAGUUUCUGAAGUGGAGAGUUUGGCUCCUCAGUUCCGUCCAAAGGUGGUGAACUGGAUAAAGCAGAUAGUCCCUCAGCCAGUGAUUCUGCCCUCUGGUGGCGUACCUGUGGAAGCGCCACCAAAAGUCUCUCGCUCCUCUCUAGACAAAGUGCUGUCGCCUCCGCCAGAGUCUCUCAGUGGGAUUUCACUGGACACCGACAGCAGAGCUGGAGUGGUGGACUGGUUCGUGUCCGGCCUGGGUCUGAAGAUGCCGCAGCUCGUAAUGCCGCCCAAAGACGAAGCUGAGGGAGCGACUGAAGUGCUGCAGAAAGCUUCCUCCAAACUGAAGCCCGACAUGGUUCUGGAGGACAUGGAGUCGGACAACGAGGGCCAGAACCGCCCUAAAGCUGCAGGAUCCCAGGGUCCAGCGGGCGACCCGGCCCAGCAGGAGAGGGGGAGGUCCGGCUCUGCGCAGGCUCUGGGGAGAUGCGCCACCCAAGUGGCCCCGCAGGACCCGGCUUCAGACAGCGGGACAAAAACAUCUCAGGAAGACGCAGAGACCCAGACGGGCCGCUGGACGCCGUUCAUCGAAAGCAUUAAGAAGGAGGCUGAAGGCGUGGCGCUGGCCUCCAUGGAGGAACGCCUGCUGCUGGAGCGCAUGGAGAUGGCCCGCCUGGCCGAAGAGGUGGCCCGGCAGACGGCAGAGAUGGCGGUGAGGCAGAUGGCCAGCGAGGGAACCUCCAUCAAACUCUCCCUGGAGAGCCAGGAGCUGCUGGAGGAACCAGAGGAACCGGAGGAACCGGAGGAACCGGAGGCCGAGUGAGAACGUCUUCAGGAUUUCAUCUGGGACCAACAUUAUGAGGAACCUGACUGACUGUUUUAACCUGACUGACUGUUUUAACCUGACUGACUGUUUUAUCCUGACUGAC